Messenger RNA from Staurois parvus, 336 nucleotides. NCBI's taxonomy places the organism in Eukaryota, Metazoa, Chordata, Amphibia, Anura, Ranidae. The record is from the annotation of a GenBank genome assembly.
GCACUGAUGGGUGGCACUGGUGGGCACAGGUGGGUGGAACUGGUGGGCACAGGUGGGUGGCACUGGUGGGCACAGGUGGGUGGCACUGGUGGGCACAGGUGGGUGGCACUGCUGGGCACAGGUGGGUGCAUUGCUGGGCACAGGUGAGCGCACUGCUGGGCACAGGUGGGCGGAACUUGUGUGUGGCACUGCUGGGCACCGAUCAUCAGGGCACUGAUGAUCAGUGAUCUUGAUGAUCGGUGCCGAUCCCCGCUCUGACAACUGCCGGUUUUCGGCAGCACUUUCCUCACGCUCUGACAGCGUGAGGAAAGUGCAGCCGAGAACCGGCAUUUGCAU